AUGCCUAUACUGGCACUUUUCACGCGCCUCUUAGCCGCUGUCUCUGUGGCUGCUGCCUUGGUGGCCCAGCCGGCCUUGUAUGCCCUUCAAAUCGACUCCGAGUCGCCCUAUUCCUUUACCAUUACAGAUGACAAAAAUCAAAGUGUUGUCUCCAACAUCGGCAUUCUGGCGGGCAGUAACAACGACAGCAUGAGUGCCGUGUCUAGAGACUCCGAUGAAACGAGUGUCCAUUUUGGCUUCAUAACGCCGACGAUAGUCCGUGUGAACAUCACGAGCUCACUGGGGUUCACCGGAGCCCAGUUCUCUACAGCUGAGGAUGCGCUGCACUAUGGUGUCUGGGCACACCCGUUCAACGAAUCAAUUGCCAACUCCAACGUUUCGUUUGAUCUUAAAGGCAUGCAGGGAAACGAUGGGAUCAACUAUGCCAGUGUACGAUCGCCGUUCUUCGUAUCCAGUGCAGGCUAUGCUGUGUACACGGAUACAGAGGCUAUGGGUUCGUAUUCGUUCUCCAGCGUCAGCCACAACAACGAAGUCCAAUUUGGCUUUAAUGCGACGGAAAUCGUCUACUAUAUUCUUUUGCCGGAAUUCAAAGGCGACCUUAAGAGCCUUUUGACGCAAUAUGGAAGACUGUCGGAUAGAUCACCAUUGUGGUCGCCCAAAGCGUACGGGCCUAUGUUUUGGCACAACGAUUUUCAACGAAAGUCUGGAUUCCCUAAUGGUGUGAACAAUUCUCAGGAAUUUGUUGAGGAUGUGGUGAAUAAGUUGGCACAGCAUCGAAUCCGGGCCAGUGCUGUUAUGGUUGAUCGGCCUUAUGGUACCGGCACCGAAGGGUGGGGAAAUUUUGACUUUGACAAGGAGUAUUGGCCAGAUAUUCGUGCGUUGGUCGAACGUGUCGCGCAGAAAGGACUCGAUUUCCAGGUAUGGGUUGCCAACAGGGCUGUCCCUGGAUCUCAGCUCUAUAACCACUCAGAAUCGCGGGGUUGGCUGUUGGAACCGGCUUCCGAAGAGCAGCUCGGGCAGGCGCUGAACCUCUCAAACACAGAGGCUUACGAGUAUUUUGGGGCAGAAAUUGACUGGCUGCCCAACCUUGGGGUCAAGGGUUACAAGAUUGACAGGGGCGACGAGGACGAAAUGCCAGUCUGGGAACAAAACACCCAAAGUUACCUGUUCCACAAGCUGCUGUACGAAGGCCAAGCAAAGCAAUGGGGGGCCGCGUCAGCAGAUAAUCGCCGCCCAGCGGGUUUCUACAACUUCGCGAGAAAUGCGAAUGAUCGAUCGCGCAAGUAUACUGGUGUCUGGGGUGGGGACCCUGCCAGUAGCAUAGAUGGCCUUCUACAGAGUAUCAGGAAUGGCAUCCGGUCUGGACUCCUUGGCUUCCCGAUCUGGGGCAGCGACUGCGGGGGUUACACGCGGAAAGUUGGAAGAAAUCAGCCAACUGAGAAGCUCUGGGCUCGCUGGAUGUGGUUCUCGGCUUUCAGCCCAGUCUACGAAGUCAUGCUUUACGAGGGUAGUAUCCCAUGGCAUGACUACUCGGAUGAUCUGGUAUCUGUCUUACGCGAUACCGCGCAGCUCCAUCACGAGUUAAUACCGUUUAUUCAGAGCUACAUGUAUCAGGCAACAAUGAAUAGUCUCCCGCUAAUAAGGGCACUAUUUCUCGAGGCCUCGCAAGACGACGACAGUGUUUGGGAGGCUGAUGAGUCCUACUUUUUUGGCGAGGAGUUCUUAGUGGCGCCCAUCACAAGGGACGACGGUGAAAAGGGAGUUUACUUCCCAAAGGGACGAAGAUAUCUCGAGUAUCUUAACAAGCAGGAUGUUUAUGAUGGUGGAAGCUCGCAGACGUUCAAUAUGGGAAUCAACGCUGUCCCGGUAUUUGUGCGCGAGGGAUCCAUUAUACCAAGGGGUGACAUAUACCGGAACAACAGGCAGUGGGAGGAUGAGACCAACAAAGACGACGAGUGGCGCCCCUGGCUGAAUAUCGAGGCUUACCCGAGCUACGGUGUCAAGUCUAGCAAAUUCAUAUACUUCGACGAAGCCUAUGGUCGCGCAGUGGAGAUCAAAAUGGAGACUAACAACUCUGGAAAAACGAUUUGUGUUUCUUACGGCCGCAUGAGCGCUCCAGGGAAGCUCGUCUUCUAUCUGAAGGGAGGACCUAAAGGCUUUGAUCUCUCACGCCGAGGAGGGAACAAGUGUCUGCGGAAUGUUGAAACUUUGUUUGAUUAG
Molecule: messenger RNA, 2220 nt
Organism: Aspergillus calidoustus
Lineage: Eukaryota; Fungi; Ascomycota; Eurotiomycetes; Eurotiales; Aspergillaceae
Source: the annotation of a GenBank genome assembly